AUGAAUUCAAGAUUUUUAUGAUUUCUUCUCUUCAUUUUAGUGAAUAAAUCAGACAGAACCUGAGAGAUGUUUCCCCUCAGAAACACAGAAAAACAUGAAUCUCUGCUCGUAUAAACUUUGACCUUAUUCACACUGGUGUCUGUUUUUCUGUUGCAGUCGUACGCAGUUCAGAGCCACUACGGCAUUCCACACUCAGAGCUGGCGAAGCUCCACCAGUUGUCGAUGCAGCAGCAGGGCCUCGCUCCCAUCAGCCAGUCAGCUACACAAGUCCUGCCUGGAGCGGUGGAGGCCAAUUCUCAAACCACGUCUCAGGAGCUCCUCAUUCCAAACGACCUGAUUGGCUCCAUCAUCGGUCGCCAGGGCACCAAGAUAAACGAGAUCCGGCAGGUGUCUGGAGCUCAGAUCAAGAUCGGCAGUCAGAUCGACAGCACCAGUGAUCGUCACGUCACCAUCACCGGCACACCGAUCGCCAUCAACCUGGCUCAGUACCUGAUCACCUCGUGUUUAGAGACCGCCAAAUCCACCGCCCAGUCCUCCUCCAUGCCGUCUCCCGUUGACCUGACCAUGAGCUUCACCCAGCCCGCCCCCCCUGCCUCUGCCUCGUCCUCCUCCUCCUCCCCCCUGGCAGCGAUGGGCGCCACACUGCCCCACGCUCCUAUCCUGGGCGCCCCCUACGCCCUCCCCCUCUCCAGCCUCCUGGGAGUGAAAUCCAUCCCCUACCUGGCACUCUCCACCCCUCCUGCCUCAGCAGCAGCGGCGGCGGCGGCGGCAGCGGCCAUCGGGGCCCCUGUCUUACCAGGCUCGGUGCCCGUGACAGCGGCGUCCGUCCCCGUUCAGGCUCACGCGGCGGCGGCUCUGGCGUCCUACACGGCCAAGAUCUCGUCCUCUGCCAACGGGAUGAAGAAGCCGGAGAGACAGAAGUUUGCUCCGUACUGAUGACGGAGGAGGAAACGUCACUGAGGUAGCUCCUGGGCUGGUUUUCACACGGGAAGGGCAGCUUUUAUUUUCCUAAUCUCACUCUCUUUCCUCGUUACUCUUGCACUCUUUCUCACUUUGUACUUUCUCUGCCUCUUUUUCUUUCUCUUGAACUGUCAGAGUGGGAUCAUUGGAACACGUUUGAUUUCAACAUAAUCCAUAGAAGCCAUGCACAGAAACUAACCGGGUUUUUCCACAGUCAGUCAGAUCCUAUCGCCUGGUUCUGUUUGUACUAUUCCUCUCUGCAGUAUUUAAUUCUGAUCUGCUGACUUUAUAGCUCAAAACACGUCCAUAUCUGCUUGAUUAGACCUGCAUUUCCUGUAACUUCUUCACAAUAAAAGCCUCACACUGGUUUGCAGAUGGAAAGCUUGUCAGAGCCUGGACCUGGGUAUAUCAGCCAAUAAACGACAAACACUGAAGUGCAGAAAUACCAAAGAUACGUUUUGAUCUGAACGUACGAGCAGGAACGCUGGAGUGAAACUUCAAACCAUAGAGAUUCAGAUAGAAGAAACACCUCAGACUGUUAUUAUGGUGCGUUCCAUUUACAUCAGAAGUCGGAUUUGGGGGUGUUGUCACCUCCAAGUUGACGGCAUUCCAGUUGAGAAGUCGGAAAAACACGGACACUCGAAGGAAAGCAAAAUAAAGCUGCUCCACCUGAGGAACACCUCAGUUGUUAAUGUUAAAUUUUAAUCCAAACACUUUAGAAUGUUCUUAAAAA
Messenger RNA from Lates calcarifer (barramundi perch), 1693 nucleotides. RefSeq names its product poly(rC)-binding protein 4. The record is from RefSeq and is a predicted model, not a curated record. NCBI's taxonomy places the organism in Eukaryota, Metazoa, Chordata, Actinopteri, Centropomidae. Gene Ontology annotation, molecular function: mRNA binding. The transcript has 5 exons. Gene Ontology annotation, cellular component: nucleus; cytoplasm. Gene Ontology annotation, biological process: negative regulation of mRNA splicing, via spliceosome. Bases 223 to 936 code for a protein of 237 amino acids.